AUGGUGCUAAAGGUGGACGACAUGUCAGACUGGGACAGCACUAGUAUACACGUGGGUGGGAACGCCUGCUGCCGGGUGCGGCGGAGUAUGCAGUGUUUCGGAUUCCGUGAAGCCGAGUGCGAUGGAUGCGGCAGCGAGGGUGACGACGGUCGCAGUGUGGGGGAGCUACUGCUGCCGCAGUACGCGCUGGCCACUGGGGGACUCGCGAAGGACCACCGCCCGCUUAUCACCUUCCCCGACAAUAACAACUUUCAUCUCCUUACUGCUGCGGAAUACCGCCGCCUUCUCCUUUAUCUAACCUCGGUGCCGUCGUUAUUAGAAGCUGAAAUGGGUUUCCAUAUAAUAAUUGAUCGACGAAAAGACAGAUGGAACUCUGUUAAAACUGUAUUGAUAAGAAUAUCUGAGUUUUUCCCUGGUGUCAUCCACUCUGUGUACGUAUUAAGACCGGCGAGCUUUCUUCAAAAAGCCCUGUCUGAAGUUAGUAGCAAACUAUUCAAGGAAGAAUUUCGUUUCCGCGUUCUUGUUUGCUCCUGUAUUGAAGAGUUGUACGAGCACUUCGACAGGUCACAGCUGACACCGGACCUUGGAGGAGAGUUGCAAUAUUCACACUCUGAGUGGAUUCAACAGCGAAUAGCCUUGGAGAAAUUUUCGACACUAAUGAAAGAGAUAUCGAGCAAGUUGGACAACUUUAUGCAUGAGAUUGUAGACUGCGAUAUGGGCAAUGAUCCUACACAAACCAAAGAAUUACUAGACUGUCAAGAAACUAGGUAUAAAGCUUUAAAAACCGAAUUAGCGUCAGCGACUGCGCAAGGCGAAGAUUUGCUAACGCAAGUGAGGAAACCAAAUCUUACGUAUAAUAUUAUAAGUCACGUUGCAGCCGUCGAGAGGUUAUUGGUACAACUCGAUGAGACAGAGAAACAAUUUGAUAAUUUCUGGCAGAAACAUUCCACUAAAUUAAACCACUGGUUGAAGUUUCGCACCUUUUUAUUAAAUUUCAAACAAAUGCAAGCAACUUUAGAUAACCAUUUAAAGACAGCGUGCGAUAUGACCGAAGUUGGUGAGACUGCGAUCAGAGUAGAAAGCCUAAUACAGGAAACAAACGAUUUUGAGAAACUGUGUAAUUGCGAUCUCAAUACUGCGUCGUCAGUUAUCGAUGACGGAGAAACCCUUAUGAAAGACCCGCUUAGCUCUGUGGACCAUAUCGAGUCGAAAUGUGAGGAAUUGAGGAGGACCAGCGCUUUGCUUAUUGAUAAGAUACAGAAACGGAACUUACUGUUGACCAAAGCCCGGGAACUGAUGGACAGGAUAGAUAAGGCAAACGAAUGGUGCACUACAGGAGUCGAAAUUUUAGCCGGAGAAGGAGGACUCAUAGCUGUAGACAAGUUGCUAGACGAUGCGAAGAGUUUUGGUCUAACAGCGCCGGAACAAUUUCGGGAUAUGCUGCUACAGUCCGCGACACAAGAAACCAGGGCACUGGUCGCUCAGGUGGCACAAAGAGUGGAAGAUGUGUGGCUGAUGGUAUCUGUGAAGCGGGCAACGCUGCAGCGCGCUGCAGCCAAGCCGGCACGUCCAGUGCAAUCAGUCCCGCCCCAGAGUGCCUCCAUGCCGGUAGCAGUAGAGCAGAUGGAAACAUCGGGAGGGUCGGAGAGCUCCGGCGGUGAAGACGCAGAAGCACGGCGGUCACGCCGAGGUCACGUACUCGCUGAAUUGCUUCAAACCGAAAGGAUCUACGUACAGGAACUCGGCUCUAUACUUACUGGUUACAAGGAAGAGAUUGAAAAACCGGAGAAUCAACACGUAAUACCAGCUGCAUUGGUUGGACAAGCAGACGUAUUAUUUGGAAACCUCCAUGAACUGUUCACAUUCCACCAAGACGUUUUCUUAAAAGACCUAGAGCGUUCUAUAUCGGCGACUGAAUUAGUAGCGUUAUGCUUUGUUGAAAAGAGAGAGACGUUCUUCAGACUGUACAGCUAUUACUGCCAAAACAUUCCGCGGUCAGAGCGACUCCGGGAGACAUUGGUGGACACUCACUUGUUCCUGCAGGCGUGUCAACAACGUCUCGGUCACAAACUGCCACUGGCCGCGUAUUUACUUAAACCUGUACAGAGGAUUACCAAAUAUCAACUACUACUCAAGGACUUACUACGCUAUAGUGAAUGUGGGUCGAUGAGCGCUGGUCUGCAGCAAGCCCUUGACUGCAUGCUCGUUGUACUAAAAUGCGUUAACGACUCUAUGCACCAGAUUGCCAUCACUGGCGUACCAGUGGACCUGAGUCAGCAAGGCGAGCUGCUGCUGCAGAGUUCGUUCCUGGUGGUGUCGGAGAACAAGCGUGAUUUGCGGCUGCGGCUGCGACCGCGUCGCCGCCACAUUUUUCUCUACGAGAAGGCCAUGUUGUUCUGCAAACCCGCCACUAAAAACAACCACAACAAGGCGACCUAUCAUUUUAAACAUGACCUGCAGAUGUCACAAAUAGGUCUAACGGAGUCAGUGAAGGGCGACCCGCGUAAGUUUGAAGUGUGGCGACAGGGGAGAUCGGAGGUGCACACAAUAACGGCGCCCACGGUGGAGGUGAAGCGCGCCUGGGUGGAGCGCAUCAAGCGAGUGCUGCUCGACCAGCUCAAGGAGCUCAAGGGCGAGAAGGUCCGGCAGUACGGCGCGCAGCACAGGACGCUGAUCCAGACGAGCUCGUGGGAGGCGGCGCCGCUGGCGGGCGCGGCGCGCGCUCUUGCGGUUGGCGGGCCGCGCGCCGCCUCGUGCGACCACGACGCGCACGACGAGCCCUGCUGGUCCACAGACCCCUCCGACGAUGACGACGACGACCCCGACCACGCGCCGGCUGUGGGGUGUUCGCUGGUGGCGCUGUCGGAGUACACGGCGGUGGGCGCGAGCGAGGUAUCGCUUCGCGAGGGCCAGCACGCCGAGUUACUCAAGGUGGGCUGCGCCGGCUGGUGGUACGUGCGCCUUGCAGGUGGACAGGGCGAGGGCUGGGCGCCGGCCGCAUACUUGGAGCAGCGCAAGACUUCACGCUCGUCCAGCCACUCGCACGAUCGCCUGCAUGACCACUAG
This is a messenger RNA of Parnassius mnemosyne (clouded apollo), 3066 nucleotides long. Lineage: Eukaryota; Metazoa; Arthropoda; Insecta; Lepidoptera; Papilionidae. The record is from the annotation of a GenBank genome assembly.